AUGGGCAGAACGGAUCUUUUGACCGAAUCGGUUCUUUUGGAUCAGUACCGUGAGAUGAUUCGUUCAGAACGAUUCGUUCAUCUCGGUCAAUUCGUUCUUUUCUGUGUAUGGGAUCUGGCUCUUUUAUCAGGUGUCGUAACUCGUUCAUCCUUGAGUAUUACGUACGUGUUUUUGUAUUUGAAUUUGAACAUUGCUUUCCGUAGCCAGUGAAUCACAGUUGCGUAUAUGAAACAAGAUUAUUUAUAUUUUAUUACUUUUUAAGUUACAAAUAUUAAUAUAUAUGCUAUUUACACUCUAGUGACAGUAAAGUGUUUACAUGUAGACCAACACAUUUAGAGAAAAAAGACAAAAAUUUAAUACUACUGCAAUUCAGUAUGAAGAGAAACAAAUGAAGUACAUUAAUUAACCCAAAAAUGGUAAGUGUGAACAUUUGUAGUUACUUUCCCUGUUAUUUUUUAAUUCAUACGGUUUUUUUUUGUUUUUUUAGUUUUUUAUUUCCAAAUUUGUGUAUGUGAAUGUGAAAAAGCAAUUUUAAACCACUACUUAACAGUUGACAUUUUCAGGUAUAGAUACUUUUCAUGUUACCCUAUUUUAUUUGAUCAGUUAUCGUUUGCUCUUGUGAACAUGCGCACGCUGUGAUUACUAAUUCUUCAGACUCUGACGUCAUGAAUCAUUUUACGAACGAAUCAGACCGGGCGCGUGACCGGUUCUCUCAUCUCGUUCUCUCGUUCUCUCGUUCUCUCCGCGUUUUCGUUCUUCCGAAUCUUUCAAGGUACCGGCUCUCAAAGAGCCGGUUCUUUACAUCGCGAACGAAUCGCAAGAUUUCGUUCUCUCAAAGAUUCGUUCUUUUUGAACGAAUCGUUAACGAACGACCCAUCACUAUGGUGACGGGGAAACUAUGAUCGUAGUGUGUAAGAGGUUAAAAUUUAUAGUAUAUGAGUAUUUUUCACAGUAGGGUGUAUCUGCUUUACAAGUAUUGCAAAUAUAUACAUUCUAUUUUUUAACGCUGUUAUGAUUUACGUACUUAAUAUGCGUUUACAUUAAAUUUAAAUAAUGAUACUUUGCCUUGGACCUACAGGUGCUGGAAAAACAUUGCUACUUAAAAGGCUUCAGGGUAAAGAAAUCGUUGAUGUAACUUCUAGCACUGUUCCAACGGUUGGAACCACCCUCACAAACGUUAGGUUUGGAAACAAUAAAGAAGUAACAAUUCGAGAAGUCGGAGGUGCGAUGGCCCCGAUUUGGAAUAAUUAUUUUGCAGGAGUGAAAAAAAUUAUUUACGUAGUUGAUGCAAGUAAUCUCUGUCAAAUAGCUGCAGCUGGAAUUUUACUGUACACAAUACUUGCAGAUCCUACAGUUCAAAACGCUAAGGUGCUCCUGGUGCUAUCUAAGAUGGACGCCUCGUAUCGCCAGAUGAGGAACGAGGCCCUCCUCAUGCUACAACUGUCCCGUCUGCAGCGCGAGAUCUCCCAAGUGGUGACGGUCGUCGAGACGAGUGCCGUGACUGGGGCCGGCACCGACAAGGUGCUCAAGUGGAUACAAGGGGCUCUGCCCUCCGCCAGCACCAGCAAGUGACUAGCACUUUCCAUCAUCACGUGCAGUUUUCACUUUACUAAAUAUAGCUGUGGUUACACUUCGGUAGAUCUAUUUAAUAUUAGGUCAUUAUGAAAAAGACAGAGUUCGCAAAUAUUGUACUGUAAUCUUCCCAUGAACUAUGUAAUUGACUGAGUUCUUCUUAAGUAUCUUGGGGCCCAGCUUACAGCUUGAUUGUUUGUAACAACUUAUAUACAAAAAUCUCUAUAGUUAUUCGUGCAUUUCAAAAACAGUAGCCACGUCUUUUUGCUGGCCAAUGAUGCGAGGUCUGUGUGUGUGUUGUACAUGAACAUACAUAUAUACUAUUACCUCACACUUGUGACACUUUUGUAGCAUGAUAACUACUACAAUGUGUAACUAUACAUAGAUAUAAUGUACCGUACUUCUGUGGAUAGGUGUACUAUAAAUAUGAAAUAGUGAUUCACGUUUUUGAAUUUAAUUAUAAUAUUUCUACCUACUAUUAUUCAUUAUGUGAAUUAUUAUUUCUAAUAUAUCUGUGAUACUUGACCAAAAUAUUUGGUUGACAAUUAAAUACAGCAGUGUAAUUGAUAUACCAUAGACAAUAGAAAUGUAAAUCAAUUUCAAUAGUGUUAUAUUGCUUCUAAUAUCCAAUUAUACACAAUUACUUUUAAGCAUAAACGGCUAAUCAUAUACAUAUUUACAAAAAUACCUACCACACGUAUUAACUAUGUCAACCUUAGUAAAACAAAAUAGGUGUUUUAAAUUAAAGAACAUAUUCCAAACAUAACUAGUUAAAAUUUCUUUCAAUUUUCUGAAACAGUUUUAUAAAUUUGUCUUUAAAAUGUAUUUUGGCACAAUUCAAUUAAUUCUUUUGAUAUAGUCAAUUUCGUUAUUUUGAUUAAAUGUUCUCGGAUAGUAUUGAGCAAAUGAGUAAAAAUCUUUGUAUCUCUCGCUGGGAAUUAGAAAUCUACCAAUAAGUUUAUGAAAAUUCAAUAUUUCAAAAGUUAAACAAUAGUUGAAAGCUUUACAGAAGCUUCUAUAAUGGACAACAAAGUUUUACAGUUAGUUUCACUACUGAAAAGGUUGCACUCACCAGUUUCUUGUUGUUUCAUACUGCAAACUGAAGUUUGUACAAACUAUAAUACACAAUUUCUUGUUCCAUCUACAGUUGAUGCAUUAUAGAUUAUAGGCAUAAAUUUGGCUAUCUGAAAUAUGCCCAGUAGUCUAAUAUUCAUCACUUAAAUUCAUUCUAUAAGAUUAGUCUAUUCAACACAAAACCAACAUGGCCUAUUCGUUCCUUCUAUUAAUCUCCACCUCCUUCUUAGAUUAUAAUUUACAUUUUGAUAACCAUAAACAGAUUAGCCUUACUCUAUUCAAACAUCGAGUUGGCCAAGUGCACACACAAUCCGUGGGUUGUAACGAUGCUCGAGGUUAACAAUUCUGAUAUGACAAUCCAACAUUUAACUUAAAACAAAUGUACAGCAUGAUGAUCCAAAGUGAUGGUAAAUACAUCAGAGAGGAACAGAGAGGCAGGUGUGCCCUGAAGUGCAAAAGAGGCAGAAAUGGUAGUUCCCCGCCAAGUGUAGGAACUCAAGGACAAAUGUAUCUUUAAAAUUGGAAAGAGAGAAGGGAAAGCCCCUAGUUAUACAUGUAGAGUUUUUUCAUGUCUUGUAACUUGUGCUUUGAUUGGCUGAUUUUGAAAACUGUGUCUUAAACUUGUAUAUGAUUGGUUGUUGAGGAGACAUUACUAUCUCCCUCCGUGGAUGGAGGUAUCAGGUUUGUCAUUAGUCAUAUUGUAGUUGAGGUACCGAAUGGUCGCAGUCAGAGAUAACUCGAAAAAUAAAAUAAUUAUGUAGUUUAAAAGCUUAUAUUCGUGGCUGCGGUCUGGGCGCCGCCGAUUAAUGAACAUUUUUGGACAUAUUAUUUAGAAUUCAUUGACUGUAGUCCUCAGUGGUAAGCCCAUAACGAGGAAAACAAGAAUCGUUUCGUCGUUUUCCAUAUUCCUUGUUCCUUGGUUUGUACCAUGAGUUCGUGUGAAAUCAUGGGAUUUAAUAGCAGUAAUAAAUAACCUUUUCAUAUGACAUUUUGGUGCCAUUUUAAAGUAAAUUGUCUUUCUGGAAGCAACGAAGAUGGCGGCCUUUGUGCUAAUGUGAUUUUUCUGUAAAGGGUAAUAAAAUGCAGUAAAAAUCAGUCAUUGUUCACAA
Molecule: messenger RNA, 3755 nt
Organism: Bacillus rossius redtenbacheri
Lineage: Eukaryota; Metazoa; Arthropoda; Insecta; Phasmatodea; Bacillidae
Product: ADP-ribosylation factor-like protein 16
Exons: 2
Coding region: 1054-1572 (172 amino acids)
Molecular function (GO): GTPase activity; GTP binding
Source: RefSeq, a predicted model, not a curated record